Molecule: messenger RNA, 2074 nt
Organism: Trifolium pratense (red clover)
Lineage: Eukaryota; Viridiplantae; Streptophyta; Magnoliopsida; Fabales; Fabaceae
Product: sugar transporter ERD6-like 5
Exons: 19
Coding region: 141-1670 (509 amino acids)
Biological process (GO): transmembrane transport; carbohydrate transport
Cellular component (GO): membrane
Molecular function (GO): sugar transmembrane transporter activity
Source: RefSeq, a predicted model, not a curated record
AUGAAAAUUUAACAGGGAUAAAACGUGCACGCACGCCGCACAGCGACAAAUACUACUACGUCACGGUGCGGAAAAAGCCCCCCGAUUAGUAGAUAUCUAUCCAUCCACCACGGCCGGUCAGCGCAGCCGCUGAGCUGGACAUGCAAAUGUCUUCUUCUGUUCAAAGCAACAAUAUCCAAAUUCCCACUUGCAAUUUUGGUCAACAACGCCAUUGCAAAAGCACCGAAUCUUCAACUCCUCUAUUAUUCAGAAGGAACGUUGAAUCACAACGGCAUGAUUCUGAUGAUGAUGAAGGAAACAAACAGAAGCAGAACGCAUCUUCUUCUUAUUUACCACCACCUACUCUCAUACUUAGCACCUUUGUUGCUGUUUUCGGUUCUUACGUUUUUGGCACUGCUAUCGGCUAUUCUUCCCCUACUCAAUCUAGAAUCAUGAUUGACCUCAAUCUCGGUGUUUCUCAGUUUUCAAUUUUCGGUUCAAUAUUGACUAUUGGAGCUAUGAUUGGUGCCAUUGUCAGUGGUACAAUAGCAGAUUAUGUUGGUCGUCGUCUUGCCAUGGGAUUCUCACAGCUAUUCUGCAUUUUGGGAUGGCUUGCCAUUACGUCCGCAAAGGAUGCUUUGUGGCUAUACAUUGGAAGACUAUUGGUAGGAUGUGGGAUUGGUCUGCUAUCUUAUGUGGUACCAGUUUAUAUAGCAGAAAUAACACCCAAGAAUCUUAGAGGUGGAUUCACCGCAGUUCAUCAGUUAAUGAUCUGCUGUGGGAUGUCAUUAACCUAUCUCAUUGGAGCAUUUGUGAACUGGCGGAUUUUGGCUGUAAUAGGAAUUGUUCCAUGUCUUGUACAACUUCUGAGUCUUCCCUUUAUCCCUGAUUCUCCUAGAUGGCUGGCAAAGGUCGGUCGCUUGAAAGAGAGUGAUUCUUCUUUACAGCGUCUUAGGGGGAAGAAUGCCGACAUUUAUAAAGAGGCCAAUGAAAUCAGAGAUUAUACAGAAGAACUUCAGCAGCAAACAGAGGCUAGCAUUAUUGGCUUAUUUCAAUUGCAAUAUUUGAAGUCACUUACAGUAGGACUCGGCUUGAUGAUACUACAACAGUUUGGAGGGAUUAAUGGCAUUGUUUUCUAUGCAAAUUCUAUAUUUAUCUCUGCUGGGUUCUCGGAGAGUAUUGGAACUAUAGCCAUGGUUGCUGUUAAGAUUCCAAUGACAACUUUAGGAGUAUUUUUGAUGGAUAGAUCUGGAAGACGACCACUUUUACUGUUGUCUGCAGUGGGAACUUGCAUAGGAUGCUUCCUCGCAGCCCUAUCAUUCUUCUUGCAGGACAUACAUAAAUGGAAGGAAGUCAGUCCUAUUCUGGCGCUUGUUGGUGUACUGGUCUACGUUGGAUCUUACUCGUUAGGCAUGGGAGCAAUUCCAUGGGUUAUAAUGUCUGAGAUAUUUCCUAUUAACGUGAAGGGUUCUGCUGGAAGCUUAGUAACCUUGGUUAACUGGUUGUGCUCUUGGAUUAUAUCAUAUGCUUUUAAUUUCCUCAUGACUUGGAGUUCAACAGGAACUUUCAUUGGAUUCGCUGUUACAUGUGGCUUCACUAUUCUAUUCGUAGCAAAACUAGUUCCUGAGACCAAGGGGCGUACACUAGAAGAAAUUCAAGCUUCGUUGAAUUCAAAUUCAACAAAGAGAUGAAUUCCAUGUACAAAAAACCCAGUAAGAAGUUUUCAAAAAUGGCAGAUUAUAAAGGUUUCAUGAAACAUCGUAGCCAUAAAAAGAUGGAAAAAGCAGGAAAAUUGCAUUUGGGAAGUCUCAGUAAUUAUUGUAUUGUAAUAGUCUGUUAUUUACACUUUUGUUUUUGUUGACAGAACGUGAUUUACACAUCCUUAGAAAUAGGUGUUUAUACCAUAACAUCUUCAGUUGUUUUUCAGGAAUUUUAUUUGGGGGACCGGAUUGUUAAGACAAUACUAGUAUUACAUGUAGAUUUGGAUCUUUGAUACUGUACUCAACUAGUUCUUACCUUGUGUACCUUAUUUUGGAUUUUUGUUGUAUUAUUUUUCAUUUCAAUAACUUUAUUGAAGAAGUAUAGGACAAAAUAA